Molecule: messenger RNA, 2325 nt
Organism: Lodderomyces margitis
Lineage: Eukaryota; Fungi; Ascomycota; Pichiomycetes; Serinales; Debaryomycetaceae
Product: cleavage polyadenylation factor subunit
Exons: 1
Coding region: 1-2325 (774 amino acids)
Biological process (GO): mRNA 3'-end processing
Cellular component (GO): nucleus
Molecular function (GO): protein binding; mRNA binding
Source: RefSeq, a predicted model, not a curated record
AUGAGUAACCCUAUCUUUAUUAAAAACAAUAAACCAAAGAAGCUAUCGUUGGAUAAAAUAGGGCAGUUGGAAGAUGACUUGGAAAUCAAUCCUUUGGACCAUAGCAAGUGGAUCAAACUUUUGGAUCAGAUAGUCGCCAAGGAUAAUCAAGAACAGGUUAGAAAAUUGUUUGAGAAAUACCUCGGCAUAUUCAAGUUUGAUGCCGUGCAAUGGAACAAAUACAUAAAGUAUGAACUCAGUCGUGGAGAAAAAGAGAAGGCAGAAGCACUUUUUCAAAAAUGUUUUGCCAUUACUGAAGGUGUCGAUUUGUGUCGCCUGUACGUUGACUAUGUGCGAACUGUUACAGAUAUGAUCACAGGAGGUGACAAGGCAAGAGGCACUAUUAUCCAAGCGUUUGAAUUUGCCAUCGACAAAGUGGGAAUUGAUGUGCAAAGUGACGGCUUAUGGCAAGAUUAUAUAAGCUUUUUGAAAUCAUGGACUCCUGGUGCUAACUGGGAACAGCAACAAAAGAUUGAUUUGAUUCGUAAAGUGUACAAAAAGGCCUUGGUCAUUCCAACGGAAAAUAUCGAAACCCUAUGGUCGCAGUAUACCAGAUGGGAGAACGAACUUAAUCCAGCAACGGCACAGAAAUUUGUGUCUGAAAAGUCAGGCGAGUUCAUGGCUGCUCGCUCGUGGAACACGGAGUGGCAGAAUAUCACAAACAAGAAGUUGAGACGUUCAAUAAACCCCCAUACAAUAAACGAUGAGUCAGUAGGAAUGCAAAUGAAGUAUUGGCAAAGCUGGUUACUGUUGGAAAAGAAAAACUCGUUGCAAAUAAAGGACGAUUCAUUGCUUCAAAAGCGAAUAAACUAUGUUUACAAAGAAGCCACUUAUGCUCUACCUUUUGUGCCUCAGCUAUGGUUUGAAUAUGUAAAACAUUUGUUAAACGAUAACGAAGAAAGCAACAUGAAUAACUGCAUUUCUAUUUUAAAUGAUGGUUUAAAAUUAAAUCCUAAAAGCUUACUUCUCUCUUUUCAACUAGCCGAAUUGUACGAAAAGGAUAGUUCUUUUGAGAAUGCAAAGACAGUUUACAACCAAUUGAUUACAAAUUUGAGUGAGGAUCACAAAGCAGUUGUGAGGAAGUUGGAUGAGUUGUAUGAGCGUAUCAAACCCAAGGAGGAAGAUAAACAGGGAGAUGGCGAUGAUGAGGAUGAGGACGAGGGAAGUGAAAAUGAGGGAACAAAGAAUGUCAAUGGUAAUUCUAACGGUGACCUGAAUGGGCAUGGACUACCUGAUAUCCCCCGUAAACCGAAUAUUCCUAGUUUGCCACAAAUCCCAAGCAAUUUGACACCUGCGUCCGAUGGAGUUGAUCUGGAUGUACCAAAAGGUACAAAUCAAGUUAAUUCUAGACUUUCAAUGGCAGACCUGAGGACAUUGCUGAAAAUGAAGAAAGAGCGUGAUCAAUUGGUUGAUUCGAUUACCCUCAUAUACGUCAAGUUCAUGGUUGCUAGCAAAAGAGCCGAGGGAAUGAAAGAGGCGAGGGAUGUAUUUCGGCAGGCAAGGAAGAAUGAAUCCGUUGGAUACCAAAUCUACAUUGAAAAUGCAUUGUUAGAGCAUUAUGCCGAUAACAAGAAAACAGCAUUAAAAGUGUUUGGCGUUGGGCAAAAGGCAUUUCCCACCAAUGGACACUUUUUGUUGAACUUUUUGGACUACUUGAUCAUGACCAAUGAUGUUGACAAGUUACGAAGUACAAUACAAAGCUCCGAUACAAACUUUUCAAAAGAGAUUUCUCAGAUUGAGGAAAAGUUAUCUCUAACUGGUUUGGAUCCAAUACUCAAAGAUGAAAAGGAAGAGAGAUUAAGCUUGCAGAAAGCAUUUUUAAAAAAACUAUACAAAAGGUAUAUAUCCUUCACGGCAAACCAUUUGUCUUUAGAUAUAACAAGUAGCUUUGCCAAAAAAUAUGAGCAAUUAUUUCCUGACGAUGAUCCAAUCGACUUGUUUACUGAUAGGUAUAAGCUUGAUAGUGUUAAUGUUAUAAAGAGAUACGAGAUGAACCAGGACGAGGCAGACGAUUAUUUUGGUCAAGCAAGAAAAAGACGCAAGUUGUCAAUGGGAUUCGACAGCAGUGAGUCCAACUCAGCUGUGAAAAAUAUACAGGAGUCGAGCCGCAUAGAACAAGAGGUAAUUGAAGAAGAACAACUGAACAAUUCAUCAUUUGUUGGCCAAUCAAUUGUGGCGUUAAUGACUGCGUUGCCAAACGCCUCUUAUUUUGGAUUACCUACAGAAAGUGUUUUCGAUAGCGAUAAGUUGGUUACCUUAUUCGCAAAUCUACCCAACAUAGCAUAG